AUGGGGGUUGACGUGGGCCAGGAGUCGAAGCGGCAGACAGACGUGGUGUUCGACGGGCACCGAUGGACCAAGUACGGCCAGAAGGUGCUGCUGCACUCCAGCUUCGUGCGGUCCUACUACCGGUGCAGCUACUGCAGCGCGGCCAAGGGGUCAUGCCCGGCGCGCAAGCUAGUCGACCGGCACCUGUCCAACCCCCACGAGAUCCGCGUGGGGUACCACGGGCGCCACAACCACGCGGGCCUCAGCCCCGCGUCGCCCACCAUCCAGCGCUCCGUCACUCCCCCCCCGGAUAUGUCCGAGUCAUCGCAGAGCAUGGCCGCUGCUGCUGCUGCCGCUGUCGCUGCUGCAGAGGCGUCGGGUUCUGUGAUGGGCGGUGGUGCGGGGGGGACCGGGGAGGCGGGGUUGAGCGGAGGUGGGGAAGGUCAGUCUGUGGCAGAGGGGGGGAAUGCGCGGAUCCCAAUGCAGUUUGGGGAUUUGGGGGGGGAGGGAGAGGAGGGCGCGGAGGGGGGUGAAGGGGGGGGCCAAGACCUGGACUACAAAACGUUUGAAGCCAUGCUGAGCCACGGCGAGGAGAUUCUGGUGGGCAUGGACGACGAAGGGGGGGGCGAGGAGGAAGGGGGGGAGCAGGGGGAGGGGGAGGUGGAGGGUGGUAGGGAGGGGGCGCAGCAGGGGGGGCGGGGGGAGCAGGCGGAGGUGGAUGAGCGCAGCUGGCGGUCGCUGCAGCUGCCUGAAGAUGGGUACCUGUGGGACCCGCCCCGCCGCCACAAGCCGCUCGUCAACUCCAUGUACAUCCGGUGCGUGGGGGGAGGGGUAAGGGUGGCAAGGGGUGCGCUUAUGCAUGUUGUGAUGAUGGGGUGGGGCGCUGCAGCUGCCAGGGGAUGGGUACCUACCUGCAGCGCCAGGUGUCCAGCAGUGCGAGUGGUGGAUAUCCACCGCGCCAACGCGUCCUCCCUGCAGCUCACCUACACGCGCCCCCACUGCCACCCCCAGCCCGUCCGCAUUCGCCUCACCCGCCGCCCCGCCACCCCCCGCUCCUCCACCCCCCCCUCCGCCAGCCCCCCUUCCGCCACCCCCCCCUCCGCCACCCCCCCUUCCGCCAGCACCCGUUCCGCCACCCCCCCCUCCGCCCCUCCCCGCGCCACAACCCCUCGCUCGCGCUCCCUCUCUGCUGGCAGGCGCAAGGGGGAAGGGGGCGGGCGUGGGGAAGGCAGGGGAGGGGCUGAGGACGGGGGAGGAGUGGGGGGAUGGGGAAGAUCUGGGGAAAAAGGGGUGGGGGGCGGGGCGGAAGUGGAAGUGAGGGCGCUGGGGGGUGUGGCUGGGGUGGUGGGAGCAGAUGGGAUGGGUGGAGUGGAUGGGGCGGUGGGAGCAAACGGGACAGGCAGAGCAGAAGGGAUGAUAGGAGGAGAAGGGAUGGUGGGAGGUGGGGGGGUGGUGGGAGGAGAAGGGGUGAUAGGAGGGAUGGUGGGAACAUGGGCAGGUGUUAGGGGUGACUCUGGCCUAAGUGCUGGCACUGGUGGUGGUGGGGGAGGUGGUGGUGGUGGUGGUGGUGCGUUGGGUGCACAGGUGGCGUUGGGUGCACAGGGGGCGUUGGGUGCGCAUGGGGCAUUGGAUGAAGGUGGGGCGUUGGAUGAAGGUGGGGCGUUGCCUGUGCCAGGAGGGGUGUGUGGCACUACUGACAGGCUGGGCCCAAGCCCGCCGCUCAAGCGAGCAAAGCUCUCAACACCUACGAAUCAUGCAGCACCCCUCCAUCCUGCAUCGAGUGCGCUCACCCGCACGGUUUCAGGGCAGGACCAGUCGUGGGGGGGCUUGAUGGGAGGAGGGAUGGGAGGAGCAGGAGGAGCAGGGAUGGGAGGAGGAGCAGGAGGAGGAGCAAGAGGAAGGGGGGAGAGAUGGGGUGCAGGAGGGGCACGGCGAGUGGAAGGAGGGUUGACUCGAGCGUUUCGGGAGGCGGAGGCUGGGAAGGGUGGGGCGACGGCUGGGCUUGGCCCUCCACGCCCCACUCCAGCCCCACAGACAGCGUCACCACUGCAACACACACUUGCCCCGUCCCCCUACCUCCUCGUUUCCCUCCCCCAGGCCUUUCCUUGGCUGCGAUUUCACCUGGCAUUUCGCCUGGCACUUCACCUGGCGUCUCCCCCUUAG
This is a messenger RNA of Closterium sp. Naga37s-1, 2142 nucleotides long. The record is from the annotation of a GenBank genome assembly. NCBI's taxonomy places the organism in Eukaryota, Viridiplantae, Streptophyta, Zygnematophyceae, Desmidiales, Closteriaceae.